AUGCUAGAAAGCAUUUCCAUACUAACUCCUUAUCCAAAUAUUGUUGUCAUCAGUAUUGGUGUCGUUCAGUGUUUGCAUUCACUCACAGAUCAAACACUAUCCGAACGUAACGCUCGACACGUGUGGUAUCGGACGGCAGUCACUGUUGACUACAAAAAACUGUUUCAAGUGGUCAUCAAAUGUGACUACAAGUGUACAAAACGGACGGUUAGCUCAACCGGGAGAGUGGCCAUGGAUUUUCAGGAUAGCAAUGAUAAGAGUCAUAUAUAUGGUGUAAAUCAAUGGUUCAGACAUCCAUUAUAUACGGAUAAACUCAAAAAGUAUUUGGAUAUUGCAUUACUAAAAUUGGAUUCACAUAUACCUAUCACACAUACGGCCGGGUAUUAUACGGUAAACAGUAUUUGUUUGACCGACAAAAACAUUGUUAACAUCGAUGACGAGUUGGCACUGUUUGCUGGUUUUGGUUACAUUGAUCGGGGAGUCAGUAAUCCGGGACCAUUGAGAACGGGUUGGUUAAAGUUAAUGAAAACAUUUGGCAAUAUUACUGAUAUAUUUGGCGCUCGGAUCAUAGCCUUUAGAUAUCCGAAUAAUGGAGGAAUGGCUACUUGCAAGGGCGAUUCUGGCGGACCAUUGAUUCAAAAUGUUUUAGAUAGCGAUAGUAGUGAUGGUCAGAAUCGGGCCGUACUUAUCGGUGUGAUUAGCAGUUCAGUUGGAAAUAAAGCGAUCGGUUAUUGUCAUAAUCCCGAUCCCAAUACAAAAAUGGUUUUUAUACGUGUAUCAAAAUUUAUUGAAUGGAUUGUUGAAACUGUUUUAAGCAAUACUAACUAA
Molecule: messenger RNA, 828 nt
Organism: Oppia nitens
Lineage: Eukaryota; Metazoa; Arthropoda; Arachnida; Sarcoptiformes; Oppiidae
Product: plasminogen-like
Exons: 5
Coding region: 1-828 (275 amino acids)
Biological process (GO): proteolysis
Molecular function (GO): serine-type endopeptidase activity
Source: RefSeq, a predicted model, not a curated record